Exophiala xenobiotica is the source of this 1029-nucleotide messenger RNA. RefSeq lists its product as uncharacterized. Bases 1 to 1029 code for a protein of 342 amino acids. The transcript has 2 exons. The record is from RefSeq and is a predicted model, not a curated record. Lineage: Eukaryota; Fungi; Ascomycota; Eurotiomycetes; Chaetothyriales; Herpotrichiellaceae.
AUGAACCAUCCAGAAAGCACAGAGACCCGUAAGCGCAAGAUGGCUCAACAAGACACCAUCAAAGAAGUGCCCGUAGGCAAGCAUUCACGACUGUCCAGAGCUUGGUCCUGGCUGGGAUUUCAAAAAGGAUACAAUGUUCCAUUGUUCGUGAUAUUUGCCGGGGCCAUGCUGGGGUUCAGUCUCGCUCGAUUGCAAUACCUCGACAUAUCUGGGACGUUCGCCAAACAAUCAGCUCCCGGAGAAUGGUACUGGUACCAAUCAGGCCAUUAUCGCGUCGGCAUCACCCUGCAUCUCGGUGCUGUAGUGCCGGCAGGCGUGCUGAUGGUCUUCCAAUUCGUCCCUGCCAUCCGACACCAGGCCAUGCUCUUCCACCGGAUCAAUGGCCAUGUGAUCAUAGUCCUGAUCUUGGUUGGUCAUGCGGGUGCUCUGAUGAUUGUCCGCCGUUCGUUCGGCGGAGAACUCGCCACGCAAGCUGGAGUCGGCGUCUUGGUGAUCUCGACCACGAUCGGCCUUGGUAUGGCCUACUAUAACAUUAAGAAACUCCAAGUCGAUCAGCAUCGAGCAUGGAUGUUGCGAACAAUGUUUUAUCUGGGAACCAUCAUCACCAUGAGACUUAUCAUGGUCGUUGCAGCAGCAAUCACCUCAACAAUCGGCUCAUACGACGUGCUCAUGGCCUGUGGCGAGCUGGGGUCAAUGAAAGGAAGGCAUGAGCUUGUGACCAAUUAUCCGGAGUGUAUCUCAGGUUCGAUCAUAGCAGCAGAGAAGAUCAUGGUGGUGCACGCGAGCUUUUCCGGAUCGAAAGAGAACGUUGGCGCAAGCUUGCGUCUUAAUUUUGGAAUGGCGAUGUGGCUGGCGAUUUUCUUGCAUGCCGUGGGUAUUGAGAUAUACCUCAAACUUACGCCUCGUGAAGGGCAGAGACUCCGAAUGGUCUCGUAUGAGAAACAGCUAGAGGCCGGAAUGAGUAACCCAGGCUCUGCUGGGUUGGUGGUCGAGAAAUUUGGUGACGCGGAUGAUUGGAAGCCAGGCUAG